This is a messenger RNA of Alosa sapidissima (American shad), 3425 nucleotides long. It is a transcript of the gene pkma, whose product is annotated as pyruvate kinase M1/2a. Gene Ontology annotation, molecular function: magnesium ion binding; potassium ion binding; pyruvate kinase activity. Lineage: Eukaryota; Metazoa; Chordata; Actinopteri; Clupeiformes; Clupeidae. The coding region runs from base 16 to 1971 and encodes 651 amino acids. The transcript has 11 exons. Gene Ontology annotation, cellular component: cytoplasm. The record is from RefSeq and is a predicted model, not a curated record. Gene Ontology annotation, biological process: glycolytic process.
GUUCACAUGUGACUUAUGCUGGGUCAGAGCUUCUGGUGGCGUGGGGUGGCGGCGGCGGCAGCAGGUGGUGUUUGGGGUGCAUGGAGGGAGCUUUGCACCCGCUGCGGCAGUUUAUCAACUCCGAGCGGAAGAGGAUUUGCUGCAAAGCCGUGGCACCGGCGCAGGACACCAGCUGUGGGUCAGCUGACGGGACAACUCCCCGCACGGUCUCUCUCGAGCGCUGUCACUUGCUGCACGUUCGCCCGGGGGGUAGAGGAGACAGAGGGCACCCUGGGAUUGUUCUGGAGGAGUGUGACGGCCUCCAGGGGCCUGACUGUGCUAUGGAGGAGCAGGAAGCUCUACAGGACUGUACCAGUAGACUCUACUUCAAAAAUGCCCCACACCAAGGCACAAGACAUGGGCUCAGCCUUCAUCCAGACGCAGCAGCUCAAUGCUGCCAUGGCCGACACCUUUCUGGAGCACCUGUGUCUGCUGGACAUCGACUCCGAGCCCACCACUGCCCGCAACACUGGCAUCAUCUGCACCAUUGGGCCGGUCUCUCGUUCAGUGGACACGCUGAAAGAGAUGAUCAAGUCUGGCAUGAACAUCGCACGCAUGAACUUCUCCCAUGGGUCCCAUGAGUACCACGGUGAGACCAUGGGGAACGUGCGUGAGGCCUGUGCAAGCUUCGAGCCUGGCAGCAUCCAUUACCGGCCCGUGGCCAUCGCCCUGGAUACCAAAGGCCCAGAGAUCAGGACUGGACUCAUCAAAGGAAGUGGCACUGCGGAGGUGGAGCUGAAGAAGGGCAACACGAUCAAGGUGACCCUGGACGACGCCUUCAUGGAGAACUGUGACGAGGAUACCCUGUGGCUGGACUACAAGAACAUCACCAACGUGGUGGAGAAGGGGAGCAAGGUCUACAUCGAUGACGGUCUCAUCUCACUCCAGGUGCAGGAGAUUGGGUCCGACUACCUGAUUUGUGAGAUCGAGAACGGCGGUACUCUGGGCAGCAAGAAGGGCGUGAACCUGCCCGGCGCUGCCGUUGACCUGCCCGCCGUGUCGGAAAAGGACAUCCAGGACCUGACGUUUGGCGUGGAGAUGGGCGUGGACAUGGUCUUCGCUUCGUUCAUCCGCAAGGCGGACGACGUGCACGCGGUCAGGAAAGUGCUGGGUGAGAAGGGCAAGAACAUCAAGAUCAUCAGCAAGCUGGAGAACCACGAGGGCGUCCGCAGGUUUGACGAGAUCAUGGAGGCCAGUGAUGGCAUCAUGGUUGCCCGUGGCGACUUGGGAAUUGAGAUCCCCACAGAGAAGGUCUUCCUCGCUCAGAAGAUGAUGAUUGGCCGCUGCAACAGAGCUGGCAAGCCAAUCACCUGCGCCACACAGAUGCUCGAGAGCAUGAUCAAGAAGCCUCGCCCAACCCGUGCCGAGGGCAGCGACGUGGCCAACGCCGUGCUGGACGGUGCCGACUGCAUCAUGCUGAGUGGAGAGACGGCCAAGGGAGACUAUCCCCUGGAGGCCGUGCGGACGCAGCACAAGAUCGCCCGCGAGGCAGAGGCAGCCAUGUUCCACCGGCAGCUGUUUGAGGAGCUGCGCCGCAACACCUACCUGACCCGUGACCCCACCGAGGCCGUUGCCAUCGGCGCCGUGGAGUCUUCCUUCAAAUGCUGCGCCAGCGCCCUCAUCGUCCUCACCAAGACCGGCAGGUCUGCCCAGCUGAUCUCCAAGUACCGCCCUCGUGCCCCCAUCAUGGCGGUGACACGUAACGAACAGACAGCGCGCCAGUGCCACCUGUACCGCGGCAUCUUCCCCGUCUUCUUCAACAAGCCCUCCCACGAUGUCUGGGCAGAGGACGUCGACAUGCGCGUCAACUUCGCCAUGGAAAUGGGCAAGGCCCGAGGCUUCUUCAAGACCAACGACGCCGUCAUCAUUCUCACCGGCUGGCGCCCCGGCUCUGGUUACACCAACACCAUGCGUGUGGUCCUGGUGCCCUAAACUACCCUCUCACCUCCUGCAAGACUACCCGGUCUUACCCUCCCUCUUACCCCUGCUACCAUCUCUCCCCUCCCUACCCCACCAGAACUACUGAUCCCUACUUAAACACCAGUUAGUGGUCCUUCCACGUCCUCUGUGGCUCACAUAGGACCAUCCCGCUCCCAACACGCACCAGUGUAGUUGUGUAGGAAAUCAAGGCGAAAGGAACCUCCUCUGUCCCACCUGUUAUACUUGAGGGCCAGUUCUGACAGCUUGACUUAAAAAUUGCAGAACAAAACACACCAGUACACACUCCAGGGCAGACCAAAGUCACUCCAUUCCCUCAGAGUUCUCCUCUUCUCACCAUACACAGACCAGCCUCGGUUCCGUCGUAUUUAUUCACUGAUAGUCACGCGAGAAGCCAGCGUAUACAACCGGACUGAAAGUGCUUCUGUCUGGACUGUCUGCAUGCACUCCCUCUCUGACCCUUAACCCCUGUCCCUUGUCCCUUUCACUGUCUGGAGAGGGUCAUUAGCGUUAAUUAAGCACACACACACACACACACACACACACACACGUACAACCACAUACAGAAGCUGGUUACUGAACACAAUCUACCGCCUACCAAGUGAACAAAAACAGUGGCUUUUCUGCGCUUGGGUCUGUGUCAAACCCACCACCCCCCCCCAGACAGUGAUUCCAGGGAUGCCCCCCACCCCCCAGGCCAGCAUAGGUCUAUGUUUGUUUUGUGUCGUGUAUAUGCGCUUCUGCUGUGUUUUACGUGUCGCAAUCCUAACCUGCUUUAGACAAUGUUACACCUUGUAUUAUACUUGACUUUGUUGAUAUGGUGACACAAUGUUUCUUUUUUUUUUGUUCAUCGGCAACCAGUGCUACUUAACUAUUUUUCUAACUGAAGAGAAUUGUUAACAUUGGCUGCCUGUAUUUUUAGUUUGUAUUUGACAUAAGUUACUAUUUUAAUGUUCUGUCUUUAGAACAUGUAUGUGUGUCUGUGUAAGAAGACUCUAGAAGGUGAUGGCACGUUAAAAGUAUACUCUCCAAAGGAACCUAAGGAAUAGUCACGAGGUGUAAUGUAGAAUGUCCCAGGGCCUCUGCAUGGUCACAGUAUUUGGAAAUACAGCACUUGUUUUUUUUUUUUGUUUUUUUUUUUUUCUGCCAUUGGGGGACAGGAGAGCUCAACCCUCUCCCUCCUGCACCUUUCUCCAUGAUGCUUCUGUCUAAUGGCUAACUUGGAGGACAUAUAUACGUUGGCACUUUGUGUGUGUGUGUGUGUGUGAGAGAGGGAGAGUGAAUGUAUGCGCCUGUUUCCGUCUGUUCACCUGCUUCUUUGAUUGUGUGGCUAGGGUUUCAGGUCUGUGGAUAUGUAAAAGAGUAAUGCUGUGUAUUGAUCUGGUGUGUUGUGCUGAUCGGUCCGAAGAUUGGACUGCAAUCAAUAAACGAGCUGACGAGCACCUAAA